AUUAUCUGCCCCUUGUGAAAUCCCAAUGUCUGAUUGUCGAUGUGAUAUUGGCUGAUGCAUCCGACGCUGUCUUGUCAUUUGUCCUGAUUGUCAGUGGAAGAACUCUUUCGUAUUUGCGGCGUAUUCUGAUAGUUUUCCCAAAACGAAAAUUGUGUCUUCGCAGCCAAAGUGACCAAAUGAAUGCAAAGUCUUCAUUUACAGGAGAGUACAAUUAUCCGCAGUAUAAUGCCAACUUUAGGAUUCCACUGAAGAUUGAGGAGUCCGCAGAAAUUGCGCCCUUUUCCAGCGUGCUGGAUAACAUCUUCGAGCAACAGAACACACCUGAGCGCUUCCAGAAGUUGACAGUCGCAAGUCUCCAGCGUCCGGCGAAGAGGAAGAAUGACGAGGCUCCGGUUGGGAUGGAAGUGGACGCGGAUGAUGGACAGGAGGAGAGUGUUAAGAGGCGUCGAAUGGCAAACGCAUUGAUUGAGAUGCUCGGGGAGGAUUUUCCUGCGGAGCUGAAGGCGCUGAUGAAGCCACUGUGUUGCGAUCUGUGCAGCGUGAAGCUGAAUUCUGUGUCCACGGCAAACAUGCACUAUGAAUCGAAGAAUCACGAGAAGAAGAUCAACAAUUGGCUGCUGGAGUGGUCGAAGAAGACUGGCCAGCCGGUGAGGCAGCGCCAGAAGGCCAACAAGGAGGGUCCCGUGGGCCCCAAUGCCUUCCACUGUGACGUCUGCGACAUCCCACUGACAUCCUUGCAGCACGCCCGGACACACUACACGGGCCGCAAGCACAAUCUCGCCGCCUCGGGCCGCGGACAGCCGUCAGGCGCCGGCUUCUACAACACAGAUGGCAAGUGGGUGAGGCAGAUGACAAAGCCCAGCCAGGAUCCUUCGGGCCGUUUCGGCAUCGGCGAGGCAUUCGUGAAGCCACCGCCGGUCGCCAGCUCUAGUCAGGGCAGCUUCUGCAGUCUCUGCAGCAUCUCAGUGUCGUCGGAGUCACAGAUGAAGAUCCACUUGGAGGGCGCGAAGCACAGCAAGCGCCUCAAGGCCUCCACAGCCGCCACCAUCCCGCCCAGCGACAACGACACCGUGAUGGAGAGCGUGAUCCAGCAGCUGCCCAACAGUAUUCCGCCAAAGAGGGACAUCUCCAUCAACCGGACGCCGUCCGGGAACUACUACUGCGCCUCCUGCGAUGUCACCGUGAACAACGAGCACCUCUUCAACCAGCACCUCAACAGCAAGAGGCACAUGAAGAAGCUGAAGAUGUCCCAAGCAUAGAUUCUCUGUUCCAAACACACAUUCUGAACGGAUGAAGAAUAGAUGUUUACUG
Molecule: messenger RNA, 1311 nt
Organism: Phlebotomus argentipes
Lineage: Eukaryota; Metazoa; Arthropoda; Insecta; Diptera; Psychodidae
Product: zinc finger matrin-type protein 3-like
Exons: 3
Coding region: 177-1259 (360 amino acids)
Molecular function (GO): nucleic acid binding; zinc ion binding
Source: RefSeq, a predicted model, not a curated record